Messenger RNA from Ricinus communis (castor bean), 1653 nucleotides. RefSeq names its product cytochrome b5 domain-containing protein RLF. The record is from RefSeq and is a predicted model, not a curated record. The transcript has 6 exons. Gene Ontology annotation, molecular function: heme binding. Bases 612 to 1298 code for a protein of 228 amino acids. Lineage: Eukaryota; Viridiplantae; Streptophyta; Magnoliopsida; Malpighiales; Euphorbiaceae.
UUGUUUUCGAUUCUUUAUUCAUCAACUAUUAUGAAUUGUUUUCUUUAUGGUUUGAUCUUGUUGAUAUUUUAAUGUCUGUUAUAUUGCACAUUAUUUUUUGUGGGUCUUUCGUACUUUCAAUAAUAAUGGUAUUGGAUUUGGAGAAUUAGGUUGGUGAUUGUUGUUAUCAAUUUGUUUGUUGGAAUUUGAGCAGAAGAAGAGAAGGAAGAUUAAAAUUUUUACCUUUAUGUUUUAAUAGCUACUUAUGUUUCUCUAAUCAUAAAAAAUAAGAAAUGAAAUGCAUCAAUUCUAGUGAAGUAGUUUAGUUUAAGAUGACUUCUGAUGUCUUAUUUUGUUAUGAACAUCAUUGGGGUCAUUAUAAUAACAUAAAAAUAAUGUUUGAGAUCUCAUUUGCUUUUGAAGGUGGAUGAAAGAUUGAAUUAUAUUUUCUUGUUGUCAAAGUGACAAGUUUCUAGUAAAGUAAGAACAAAUGAGGCACAAAACUUGUGGAAGGAUGGUAUUAGCAAUGGACAAUAGGAGUAAAAUUAGUUGUGGAAGCAGAAGAGUGACUUAUAAUUGUGUCACUUGAGGGGAAGUGUGCUUGAGCUAAUUUGAAUUGUAUUUACUGAGACAUGGACAAUGACGAUGAUUUCACCUUUUGCCAGGUUGCUGCACCUAGUGCCCAAGUCGAUCUCGAGCCAAAUAACCUUUCUUCAGAUAUUCAUGCUAUGACUAUGAAAGAUGAGUGUUCAAAUGGCAUCAGUGACAGCCAAAGUAGCAGUAUCCUCUGGAAAGAUGGGUUGCCAAAUAGUGCUAAUUCCAAGGAAGAAACUGUUGGCUCUUUGUCUUUCAAUGUCAUUGAUGCAGCAUCUUUUAAAAGACCUAGUGAUUUGUCUGGACAAGUAGCAUCUCCAGAUACUGGAACUAAAGUAACGAGUUUAAAAGAACAAAAGGCUUCUACUAAAAAGCCUGCACCUCGAGCCAAGGUUCCCUUUGAGAAAGGGUAUAGCCAAAUGGACUGGCUUAAGCUUACUAGAACCCAUCCUGAUCUUGCAGGAUUGAAUGGACAGUCUAAUAAGAGGCGUAUUUCUAUGAAUGAAGUUAAACAACAUAGAAUAGAAGGCUCCAUGUGGACUGUACUAAAAGGUCGCGUAUAUAAUUUGUCUCCUUACAUGAAGUUUCAUCCGGGAGGUGUUGAUAUGCUGAUGAAGGCUGUGGGAAAAGAUUGUACUUCUCUAUUUAACAAAUAUCAUGCAUGGGUGAAUGAGGAAUUUUUGCUGGAGAAGUGUCUCGUUGGUAUUCUGGAUGAUGGUCAAUGAAGACAGUUCUUUUCUCUCAUUUUUUCAUACUAAAGACGACUGGCCUCCAUCAUUUGCCUUUUUAUUGUGGGAAGUUUAUCAUGGUAGUGAUACCUUUUCUGUCCUGCCCUUUACCUCUUCUUUUCAUGUAGGGGGCCGAUAACAUUAUAAGAUCGGGCUAAUGUCAUUUCUUCAUGCAUUUACUUUGUAUGCAGUUCAAAAACAAAACCAAUGUAUUUACUGUUGUACAAGAUAUUCAUAUACAGAGUUGGACACUGCAGAAUUUUAUUCUACUGUGAAGGGUAAGAUGCUAGUGGACUGUAGUAGAAGCAAUGUUACUCAAAAACUUUUAAUUUAUUGCUCGAGUUUGUUGUAA